This is a messenger RNA of Hibiscus syriacus, 1347 nucleotides long. RefSeq names its product esterase-like. The transcript has 5 exons. Gene Ontology annotation, molecular function: hydrolase activity, acting on ester bonds. The record is from RefSeq and is a predicted model, not a curated record. The coding region runs from base 58 to 1221 and encodes 387 amino acids. NCBI's taxonomy places the organism in Eukaryota, Viridiplantae, Streptophyta, Magnoliopsida, Malvales, Malvaceae.
AUCACUUGAUAAAACCAAAACAAUCUCUCUGUUUUCCCUGUCUCCCAGUUUCCCACGAUGUCCGAACGAGCCGCCAUAUCCAUCUUCUUUUUCAUGCUCGUCCUGCUCCUGUCCCAAGCUUCCAUUUUGAACCCUGUCGCCUACGAGCCGAAAACCUGUGAUUUCCCGGCUAUCAUUAACUUAGGUGACUCGAAUUCCGACACAGGCGGAUACGCUGCUGGUUUUGAUCCACCCACUUCUCCUUAUGGAAACACCUACUUUCACAUGCCUGCCCGCCGUUUCUCCGAUGGUCGGCUCGUCAUCGAUUUCAUAGCUGAGGCAUUUGAUCUGCCAUUUAUUAAUGCAUAUCUUGAUUCAAUGGGGACCAAUUUCUCCCAUGGCAUAAACUUUGCCACCGCAGCAUCUACAAUCAGAUUACCUAAUCGCAUUAUCCCUAAUGGUGGAUUUAGUCCGUUCUACCUUGAUCUACAGUUCUCGCAGUUUCAGCAAUUCAAAUCCAGAUCACAAAUGAUUAGGAAACAAGGAGGGAUGUUUGCAAGUUUAAUGCCCAAGGCAGGGUAUUUUUCAAGAGCUUUAUACACUUUUGAUAUUGGCCAAAAUGAUCUUGGAGAAGGGUUCUUUGCAAACUUGACAAUUCAACAAGUCAAUGCUUCUGUUCCCGAUAUGAUCAACAAAUUCUCAGAAAAUGUUAAGAAUAUAUACAGUUUAGGAGGCAGAUAUUUCUGGGUUCACAGCACAGGACCAAUUGGUUGCUUGCCUUAUGUUUUGACUGCAUUUUCUUCAGCUGAAAAGGACCCUGCUGGCUGCUUGAAGCCUCACAAUGAAGUGGCUCAGUAUUUCAAUCUCAAAUUGAAGGAAACAAUAGUUCAGCUCAGAAAUGAAUUGCCUUCUGCUGCAUUUACAUAUGUAGACAUAUAUGCCGUGAAGUAUUCCCUUUUUGCUGAGCCCCAAAAACACGGGUUUGAGCUUCCACUCGUGGCAUGUUGCGGCUAUGGAGGUCGGUAUAACUAUAGCGCCGAGGUUAUAUGUGGAGGAACGAUUACGGUGAAUGGUUCGGACAUAUUUGUGGGUUCGUGUGAUCGUCCAUUGGUUCGUGUAGUUUGGGAUGGAAUUCAUUACACCGAGGCAGCUAACAAGUUCCUAUUCGAUCAGAUUUCGACCGGUUCAUUCUCUGAUCCACAUGUUCCACUGAAACAGGCAUGCCGGAGGACUUCAAGUUAAACUUUCUGCUACAACAUGAAUAAACCAAAUUCUGACUAGUUUCUCUUGUAUGUAAUAAGUGUCUCUACCUUGUUGCUGGCGAAUGUAUUUGUGGGACCAAGGUAAUAAAAUUUGCAUUUGCACAUA